CGACAGCGCCCGAACCGGGCCACCGGGCCAGAGCCAGCGGCAGCCCAGCCAUGUCGGGCCGGGUGGAGAAAGCAGAUUCUCAGCGUUCUCGUCUCUCUUCGUUCACCAUGAAGCUAAAGGACAAAUUCCACUCGCUCAAAAUAAAAAGGACGCCAUCAAAGAAAGGAAAGCAGCCUGACCUAGUGGUGAAAUCUACCGAAAAGGUUGUGAACAAGAACUUGAGUUGGCUGGAGGAGAAAGAGAAGGACGUAGUGAGCGCUCUGCGUUAUUUUAAGACCAUCGUGGACAAAAUGGCCAUUGAUAACAAAGUGUUGGAGAUGUUGCCGGGAUCCGCCAACAAAGUUCUGGAAGCGAACUUGCCUCUGGUUCAGACGGACCCGCGGAUUCAGCAGAGUUCCGCCGUUACUUCCUGUUACAGCCGCGUGUAUUAGAGUUUGGAGGAUUUGAUUCGAUGGUCCGAUCAAGUGAUGCUCGAAGGCAUCAAUGUGGAAGACAAAGAAGUGGUGAAUACAGUUAAGGGAGUCAUCAAGGCAGUUCUGGAUGGUGUUAAGGAGCUGGUGAAGCUGACAAUUGAGAAGCAGGAACACCCGUCUCCCACCAGCCCAGUCAAGCCCACCUUACCUGUGCCUGCAACAGACCGUCAGUUGGAGCUCCCCUUGACGGAUCGUGAGAUGGAGAUCCUCAACAAGACGGCCGGGUUGACACCCACCGCAGAAGUGUUGGCAGACGCCACAGACGAAGAGGUCGCCCCGCCGAAACCGCCCCUUCCUUGCAUCCGGGUGGCUGAAAACAGACUUUCUCCUUCUCCUUACCACCCGCAGGAAUUUGAAAAUGAUUGCUAUCCCCAGCGGAGGCUGUCGGGGGGCAGCCAGUCCUACGGAGGGGAAUCUCCCCGCCUCUCGCCCUACAGCAGCAUGGGGAAGCUGAGCAAAUCGGACGAACAGCUGUCCUCGCUGGAUUGCGACAGCGGGCAGUGCUCGCACAACACAAGCUGUGAAACGUUAGAUCAUUACGAUCCCGAUUACGAGUUCUUGCAGCAGGACCUCUCGAACACGGACCAGAUCCCCCAACCAGGACUCGGCGUGCUCAGCCCUUUGCCAGAGGGCCUGCGGGAAUCUGCUUCUCCGUUUCUCGGACAAUCUACAACCAGCCCAAGAUGUACCUCCUGGCGCAUGUUAACUUACAGCUAAAUUCUGGAUUCCAGGUGUAGUCUGGCAAUCCCAAAAAGGACUGCUUCCUAGGAAACUACAAACAUGAGCUAAUGAUGAUCGGAAAGAUUCUCUUGCUUUGAGGUGUCCCAUAUUGCAAAUAGUCUCUGACACCUUGUGUUUUUCACAUAGCCUUUUUUGCUGAGAGAGACUUCCUGAAUAGAAAAAUUAAGACAGGUGGGUGGCAAUGCCUCCUCCCUCUUGAUACAUUUCUGAAAUGUCACUCAUUGAACUGGCACUUACUUAGGCUACAGAAGGCACACUGCCUACAAAGUGGCACCUUUCCAAAUUGCUAUUAGGGUAUUUGCUUAGAAUUUGGGCAAUGGUUGGGCAAACUAAAGUCUUUUUAUUAAAUGCAUAGCUAGGAAAGUUAUUUUCCUCUCUGUUAAGGUUGCUAUUACCGGUUUGCCUAGUCAAGUGACAAAAUAUAAAUCCAAUGACUCUCCACAACUCU
Thamnophis sirtalis is the source of this 1662-nucleotide messenger RNA. The record is from RefSeq and is a predicted model, not a curated record. NCBI's taxonomy places the organism in Eukaryota, Metazoa, Chordata, Lepidosauria, Squamata, Natricidae.